Messenger RNA from Folsomia candida, 2927 nucleotides. Its product is annotated as zinc finger protein 28 homolog. Bases 826 to 2880 code for a protein of 684 amino acids. Lineage: Eukaryota; Metazoa; Arthropoda; Collembola; Entomobryomorpha; Isotomidae. Gene Ontology annotation, biological process: regulation of transcription by RNA polymerase II. The record is from RefSeq and is a predicted model, not a curated record. Gene Ontology annotation, molecular function: DNA-binding transcription factor activity; RNA polymerase II cis-regulatory region sequence-specific DNA binding. The transcript has 11 exons.
UGAGCAUAAAAUCAUGAUUUUCCUUCCUUCACCACGCUCAGUUUCAAUUUGCAGGUUAACAACUUAAAUAUUUUACAAACUAUUCAUUAUGGGCUUCGCAAAUCCAGAGUCUUCCACUGGCUUGAAGAUUGCAAAUUUACACCCAUCAAAAUAUUCGACAAUUGUCAGAGUUAACGUCGAGGAAGGGUUUCUGCGAAAUAUCGCGUACGCUUAUUGGUCCACUAAGCGUGAUAUAAAACAUGCCCUCUUGGAUGGCAAUGCAAAAGGAGUUUUCACCCUUCUUCAACAAGAGACAAAGAUCGGGGCAACCCUGAAAGCGCUGAAGGACCUGUAUGCAGAUGUUGAAGGAGAAGUUGACCAAACGCUCUUAAACCAAGCUGAGAACUUGGAGGCUGAAGAAAAACAUCGAUCUGGAUACAUAGAAUAAAUGUGUCUUGUUAUAACCUCUGUAAUGCAGUAAGUAUUUACAGGCCCGUAGCGACGUUUCGUCCGGCCUGGAGAGUUUGGCCGUGGUACGGCCUAAUUUUCCCCCGAAAAACUUUGAAACCCCGAUUUUAUCCUGUACAUUCUAUUGUGGAACCCGGCGGUACGGCCCCUCGGGGCGUACGGCCUGGAGAGUGUCUCUCCACGUUUCUCCACCGUCGCUACGGGCCUGAGUAUUUACUAUGAAUAAAACGAAUUGAAUAGUAAUCUAUAAUUUCUACAAGUUUUCUCGAUUUCAUGAAAUCAUUGUGCUUUUUAUGGCGGUUGCAUGAAAGAGAAAGUUACAUAAGAAUGUGAGCAAGUUUACUAACAAUAAAAUCCUGACUACUUUUCACCACAAAAAUGCAUUAUUUAAGAUGUUUCAUGUGCAACCUCCUCUUAAAACAAAAGGACAAAUCCCACAAUUCCAUAUCUUCCUCAUUAGUCGUAAAAAUAUUAAAAACUGUAUGGAAAUUUCCAGACUUUACCCUUCUAAAUGACGGUGCGAAUACAAAACCUGUAACCUCGUGUAAAAAGUGUGUUGCAAAGUUGAAGAGAAUUUCUAAAACAUAUUUUCAACUCCAAACCUUGCAAAAAUUGCUGAUUGACUUACAAUCUGAAAUUGAAACCAGUGUUGGCAAAUGUGCCGAUGAUACUGCGAGUAGUGAAAGUAGCUUGGUCAAAGUGUUUAAAAAAGUGGACGAUAAAGUUGACGACAAAGAUUUUUCUAGGCAUGAUGACGAGUAUUUGAGAAAUGGGAAGGAGUUGAGAUCUACAAUUUUAAGGGGACUGUCCGUGUUAAAGGAACAAUCGGAACAUAAAUGUUCAUUUUGUACUUCUUCGUCAACUGUCGAAACACAAACUGUGAGGGACGAAAACAAUGAAGAAUCUGAAACACUGAAAAAUGAGCUGGGUUGUAUUAUUUCUGGGAAAUUGAUAAGUGAAGAAAAUAAUAUAAUAACAGGAAUUAAUUGCGUAGUUGAAGAGAGAAGUCAAUUAAAAUCAAAUCCUGCUAAUCGCAACGAGUCGUCAUUCUCUCAGGAUGAUGAUGAUCAUGCAUACGAAGAUCCUUCGUCUCCCAACUUUAUCCGAGAAAGAUUACCGUGUGAAAGGUGCAAUUCCACAUUUAAGGAUGAAAUUGGAAAGUGGGCGCAUUGGAGAAAGCGACACGAAGGCGAUAAAUAUUGUUAUCACUGUCAAAACUGUGCAAAACGAUUUGCAACCCGAAAACAGUAUAGGAUUCACGUAAUGUGUCACACCCAAGAAACUCCGUUUAUUUGCGAACAUUGCGGAAAAGGUUUCCGAUUGGAGAAACUGCUCCUAUUCCACGUAAAGAAUAAGCACACUUCCGAACCCCGAGAUUUUAAGUGCACUGCCCCCUCUUGCACCUGGGGGUUUACGACGCUAGCAAAGUUAAAAGCUCAUCAGACCACACAUUCCUCGACCAAAGUCCCGUGCACCAUCUGCAACAAAUCGUUCAGCUCGACCACCGCUUUAAACGUGCAUCUCGUUCAACAUUCUGAUUCAAAUCCGUGGAAAUGCUCCAUUUGUGAGAGAGCUUUCUCUUGUCAUUCCGCCCUUAAAAAUCAUGUCGCCCUGCACAACAAGUCCUUCAAGUUCCAGUGUGACCUAUGCCCGUUUGGGGGUCAGAGUAAAAGCGUGCUAGAACGACACAUGGUGUCGCACAGGAGCGAUAAACAGUUCCGGUGUGGCAUUUGUAAAAACGAGUUUAAGUACAAGAAAAGUUUAUCUAAACAUCUCAAAGUCCAUGCUGGACUAAAAUCGCACUGUUGUCCGACCUGUGGUAAAUUGUUCAUCGACAAUUACAAGCUUCAGAGACAUGCCAAAAUUCAUGAAGGAAUCCGCCCUUUCAUUUGUGACUUUGAUGGUGGAGAAUGUGACCGAAGUUUUUACACAAAUGAUGCGCUGCAAGCCCACAAAAAAUCCCACAAUAAUAACACGACCGGCAGUGCAAAAAAUCAUAGCGAGCCCAAAUCAUCUCGGAAAAGUAACAAUAAGCCAUCUUCAGCUUCAGCCAUUAUGAAGUCUCAUGAGCAGGAGGCUCAUGAAGCUCAAAGUCACGAAGCAUCGAUCAUUAUGUUGAUUGGCAAUGAAGAAGUUGUUGAUGCGGAGGAUGACUCAUUAGCACUUCCAUCCCAGAUACCGAUGACCAUGCAGUUCAUGCCGAUGCAAAAUAAUCCCUACCAUUCACAACCACCACUUUCACAUCAUGAAGAAAUGCAACAUGAGAUUCACGUCUCGGGUGGAAAUGACGUCGUAAUGGGAGAAAAUGACAUGAUAACCCAAAACAUGAUAUCUGACUCCCACCCUUUACCAAGUAAUGGCGCAUUACAAUUGGAACCAUCGACCAAUGUUUUUCCUGGUGGUAUAUUUCAAUUCCAUUAUCUUGCUCCGUAAGAAUAAGUGGAAAUAAAUUAUAAGCGUCAAAAAAAUGUUCAAUUUAA